This is a messenger RNA of Dermacentor silvarum, 1582 nucleotides long. RefSeq names its product glycine receptor subunit alpha-2-like. The record is from RefSeq and is a predicted model, not a curated record. Gene Ontology annotation, biological process: chloride transmembrane transport; regulation of membrane potential; signal transduction. Gene Ontology annotation, molecular function: neurotransmitter receptor activity; extracellular ligand-gated monoatomic ion channel activity; chloride channel activity. Gene Ontology annotation, cellular component: synapse; neuron projection; membrane. NCBI's taxonomy places the organism in Eukaryota, Metazoa, Arthropoda, Arachnida, Ixodida, Ixodidae.
CAAGAACCUUUGGACUUGGAGUCAAUUCUUCCAGAGAAUCCGGGAGACUACGAUAGUCUCGAGCCUCCAAAAGAAAAUGGCAACCCUACCGUCGUGAGCUUCCACGUCACUGUGCUCAGCUUAGAUUCCAUCGACGAAGGAUCAAUGACUUACGUCGCGGACAUAUUCAUGUCACAAACUUGGCACGACUACCGGUUGCGUCUUCCGCGCAACAUGACGUCCAAGUACCGUCUGUUACCAGUGAGCUGGCUUCAGCGCAUGUGGCGACCGGACUCUUUCUUCAAGAACGCCAAGCGGGUCACGUUCCAGGAGAUGACCAUUCCCAAUCACUACAUUUGGCUCUACUCCGACAGGCGUAUCCUCUACAUGGUCAAGUUAACCCUUCUGCUAUCGUGUGCGAUGAAGUUCGAGACCUAUCCCCACGAUACCCAAGUCUGCACGCUCAAGAUUGAGAGCAUCUCGUACACGACGGAUGACCUGGUGUUCGCGUGGGAGGAGGACGUGCCCCUCGUGGUGGACGACUCGAUUGAGCUGCCUCAGCACAACCUUGUCUCCACCACCAUGGGAGACUGCACACAGGUCUACUCCACAGGCAAUUUCACCUGCAUCCAGCUCGUGUUCACACUCAAGCGACGGUUGGGCUACUACAUGUUCCACACGUACAUACCGACAUGUCUGAUUGUUAUCAUGUCUUGGAUAUCCUUCUGGAUCAAGCCCGAGGCCGUGCCCGCCAGGGUGACGCUCUGUGUCACCAGCCUGUUGACUCUUUCGACGCAGCACGCCCAGUCACAGAAGUCUCUUCCACCCGUGUCCUACAUAAAGGCCAUCGAUAUAUUUAUGUCUUCGUGCACCGUGUUCGUGUUUGCCUCACUCAUGGAGUACGCUCUUGUGAACAUACUGAUGGGUGAAGCUCAGCCGGAUGACGACGGUCGUCGGAGAAGCAUCAGAGCUGUGGUUGUCUCACCACGGGUAUCUGAAAACUCUGCCCUGCCAAACGGUACAAAGCCUCCUAAGCCACCAGAGGCCAUCGCCAGCGAGUGCCGUGAAAGGGCCAUGCUUGUGGACAAGAUCAGCCGCGUCAUAUUCCCGACGUCGUUUAUUCUGCUGAAUUGCGUUUACUGGUCCCUCUACAUCGAUUCCUGAGGGCGGCGUUGAGAAGAUGCAGUUCCGGUGGCCAAACCCGCUCAGCUGAUUUUUGACUUCUCGUACUGCUUGAUCAAUGAAUUUUGUACAGUCGUCAAGUUGAACGCCAAGGCACGUUUUAACUUAUGCGGUAUCUUCCGAGCAAGACGAAGCAAAAAAUGAGAAGAUGCUGCAUCAUCUCUCAGGAGCAUGACACUGCAAUUCAUGCACGUCUCUCACCGAUCUCAUGACCACCGCUAUUUAAUCCUGGAUUUGUGUUUUGAGAAGAUUGCUUCACAAGGACAGAUAACAUCUGCAAAGUGCCCAAAGAUACAGUGAACUCAGUGUUUCUUGCCUAACGUUUUAGAAGUGGCUAGUGAACAGUGUUCUAUAUGCUUUUGAUGAACAAUCGCACACGUGGCGGGACGCCUCAGUAGACGCCCGCGCAGUGAUUGAAACC